Ambispora gerdemannii is the source of this 969-nucleotide messenger RNA. Lineage: Eukaryota; Fungi; Glomeromycota; Glomeromycetes; Archaeosporales; Ambisporaceae. The record is from the annotation of a GenBank genome assembly.
AUGCCCCUCACCACAUUUAUCAAUAUCAAUAAAACGUCCUUAAACAACACAAAUAUAGAAAUCACUCUUCAAAAAGAAAUCAGUGAAUCCCUUAAAACUAUCAACCAAACUGAUAAUAUUAACCAAAUACUCAAAGUCAAUGUCAAUGAACCUUUAACAUAUAUUACACGACCCAUCACACCAAUCAAUCAACCAAAUUCAAAAACCAACCCCAAAACACCAAGAACUCCACCAACACCCAGCAAAAUUCAACCAAAUUGGAAAAAGAAUUCACCAUCCGUUCAAAAUAAUAAUAAUAAAAACAACGAAUUCAAUCUAGAAAUACAAACACCACUUCCAAAAUUCAGCUCCUAUACAGAAUUUGAACACAACAACAACCAACAAACAUCUCACUUUACUGAAAAAGAACACCCUCUCGAUCCAGAAUUUAAUGAAGAAAUCAUUACAGUGUUUUCAUCUGAAAAAUAUACUCACAACAAUCACUCAAGUGAUUUACUUUCAUCAACCUCAAGCAAUAUAACAGUACGUCAUAUUUCUGAAUCUCAGAUUCACAAUUCAGUCACGAAUACAAUUAAAGAUAAUCAAAUUCCCUGGCAAAUAGUAUCAAGAAAAUCAAGACACUAUGCAUUUAUCCCAGAAAACAAACUCAACCAAGAAACCACAGACCAAAAACGCAAAUGGAUAAUGAAUACUAUAUCCAAUGAUCCAAAUUUUCUGGGCCUUUUUAAUCCAAAUUCCAAAUUCUUUAACAAUUUCAGGCUCGAGUUCAAUAGUACAAACGCUCGAGAUGAUGCAAUUAAUACAUUCACCAGCCUUGGAGUUGACACAAUAAACACAAUCGCAAUUCCAACAAUCAAAUCAACUAAUACUGCAAAUGAACCAAUCAUCAGAAAUGGAGUGGUUAUUCUAGAUAUCCCCACAAAUAUGAAUGAAACAACAGUUAAAUUAGCUUGCAACACAAUCAGCACC